Messenger RNA from Marmota flaviventris (yellow-bellied marmot), 1525 nucleotides. RefSeq names its product sterile alpha motif domain containing 1 (gene Samd1). NCBI's taxonomy places the organism in Eukaryota, Metazoa, Chordata, Mammalia, Rodentia, Sciuridae. Gene Ontology annotation, molecular function: DNA binding; protein binding. The record is from RefSeq and is a predicted model, not a curated record.
GCGCCGCCACAGCAGCAGCAGCCGCCGCCGCCGCAGCCACAGCCGCCGCCGGAGGGGGGCGCGGCGCGGGCCGGCGGCCCGGCGCGGCCCGUGAGCCUGCGGGAAGUCGUGCGCUACCUCGGGGGCAGCGGUGGUGCCGGCGGCCGCCUGACCCGUGGCCGCGUGCAGGGGCUGCUGGAGGAGGAGGCGGCGGCGCGGGGCCGCCUGGAGCGCACUCGCCUCGGAGCACUUGCAUUGCCCCGCGGGGACAGGCCCGGACGGGCACCGCCGUCCGCCAGCGCCCGCGCGUCGCGGAGCAAGAGAGGUGGAGAAGAGCGAGUGCUUGAGAAAGAAGAGGAAGAGGAAGAUGAAGAAGAUGAUGAUGAUGAUGAUGAUGUGUCUGAGGGCUCAGAAGUGCCCGAGAGUGACCGUCCUGCGGGUGCCCAGCACCACCAGGUUAAUGGCGAGAGGGGCCCUCAGACUGCCAAGGAGAGGGUCAAGGAGUGGACGCCCUGUGGACCCCAUCAGGGCCAGGAUGAAGUGCGGGGAUCUGUACCUGGCAGUGGCAGCCGCCAGGUGUUCUCCAUGGCCGCCAUGAAUAAGGAAGGGGGAUCAGCCUCUGUUGCCACCGGGCCAGAUUCCCCAUCCCCUGUGCCUUUGCCCCCAGGAAAACCAGCCCUACCUGGGGCCGACGGGACCCCCUUUGGCUGUCCUCCCGGACGCAAGGAGAAGCCGACUGACCCCGUGGAGUGGACGGUGAUGGACGUGGUGGAGUACUUCACGGAGGCAGGCUUCCCGGAGCAGGCCACAGCUUUCCAAGAACAGGAAAUCGACGGCAAGUCUUUGUUGCUCAUGCAACGCACAGACGUGCUCACCGGUCUGUCUAUCCGCUUGGGCCCCGCCCUGAAAAUCUAUGAGCAUCAUAUCAAGGUGCUUCAGCAAGGCCACUUUGAGGAUGAUGACCCGGAUGGCUUUUUGGGCUGAGCACCCAGCCUUGCCCUACCCCCACCCACUCCAACCCCCAUCUUGCCCAAGACCCCCAGAGUCCAUGAGCUGGAUUGGAUGGGGACACCCUCAGCCCUCAUAACAGACUCCAGUGAGGGGUGUGCCCUUCUCUGCUCUCUCUCCCCUUUGUCUCAAACACACCUGCUCCCCAACACAUGCCCUGCUCUACAGUAGUAGAGUAUGGGGGGGACUGGGCCUGCUCAUUCACCCCAAAAGGCCAACCCUCCCCUCAACCCAGGACAUUUUUGAAAAAAAAUAGGGGGGCCUCCCAUCUCCCCAAGAUUCAGUUCAGCCAGAUGUUUCUUAUAUAAAUGUUUUGUUCUGCCUGUUCAUUUUGGUGGGUGGUCUUUCCUUCCUCCCCCACCACCCAUGCCUGCUCCCAGCCUGCUGCCCCUGGCCUCCAGCCCCUGGGGAGCAUCUGGGGUGGGUCCCUGGGUCUUCUCUCCUCUCCCUUCUGUCAAUCAUUGCUCCAGCUGGCUGUAUUGCUUUUUAAUAUUGCACCGAAGGUUUUUUAAAUAAAAUUUUAAAAAAAGAAAAGGGG